This is a messenger RNA of Camelina sativa (false flax), 1723 nucleotides long. RefSeq lists its product as uncharacterized. NCBI's taxonomy places the organism in Eukaryota, Viridiplantae, Streptophyta, Magnoliopsida, Brassicales, Brassicaceae. Gene Ontology annotation, biological process: regulation of DNA-templated transcription. Gene Ontology annotation, molecular function: double-stranded DNA binding. The record is from RefSeq and is a predicted model, not a curated record.
AAAUUAGGGUUUAAGGGGGUUAGCAAUUAGCAUCACAUUUCUUCUUCACCAAAGUUUUGAUUUUUCUGCGAUUUUAGGGUCUGACGAGACGGCCGAAGAAAAUGUAGAGUUCUCCUUCUCUGUUUCGUUUUUUUUGUUGUACGAUUCAGAUUCUAAUUGUGAGAGUGGUUGAGACAUCGAGAGCGUGCUCCGUAUUCGAAUUUCGUAGUGGUUAAUCUCAUCAUCAUGUAUUCUCUGAUACUCCAUGGAAGACGCUCCAUUGAGUUACAAAAAUGGCGUAAGUUGGCAGAUUCAGCGAACCUUUUGCAAAAUGCGUUUGCUUUUUCCUCUGCUCGUGCCGUUGCUGAUGUGAGCCUUAGAGAUGGUCGAAAAGGUAAGAACUUUACAGUCUCUUACCUCGUUGGUUCAUUGGGUUUCACUACAAAGCUCGCUGAAUCAAUUUCGAGGAGAGUAAGCUUCGAGGUUAAUGGAAAUGCUGAUUCUGUUCUGAGUCUUUUUAGAAGUCAUGGGUUCACAGAUCCUCAGAUCUCUAGCAUCAUUAUGAAUUAUCCAAGAUUGCUUAUGGUAGAUGCUGAGAAAUCACUAGGUCCAAAGCUUAAUUUUUUGCUGUCCAGAGGAGCUUCAAGCUCUGAGCUCACUGAGAUCGUUUCUGAAGUUCCUAAGAUAUUGGGAAAGAAAGGGGAGAAAACUCUAGGCAGAUACUAUGAUUUCGUCAAAGUCGUUAUAGAAGCAGAUAAGAGUUCCAAUUUGAAAAAGAUAUGUCAUUCUUUGCCACAGGGUAGUAAGCAGGAGAACAAAAUCAGAAACGUUUUGCUUUUGAGAGACUUAGGUGUGCCUAAGAGGUUGUUAUUCCCAUUGCUCAUCUCUGAUGCUCAAGCUGUUUGUGGGAAAGAAAAGUUUGAAGAAUCACUCAAGAAGGUUGUUGUGAUGGGUUUUGAUCCCACCACUGCAAAGUUUGUCCAAGCUCUGCGCAUUGUUCAGGGAUUGAGCGACAAAACAAUGCUAGAAAAAGUCAAUGUUUAUACAAGGUUAGGCUUUGAUGGAUGGGAGAUGUUCAACAGGUAUCCGAUCUUUCUUGCACUCUCUGAGAAGAACAUAUUGAACUCCGUUGAAACGUUUCUAAGUCUAGGGUUCAGCAGAGAUGAGUUUGCCAAGAUGGUCAAGCACUUUCCUCCGUGCAUUGGAUUAUCCGCGGAGUUGGUUAAGAAGAAGGCUGGAUUUCUGGUAAAGAAGAUGAACUGGCCACGUACGACUCUGGUUUCACACCCUGCAGUACUUGGAUAUGAUAUGGAGAAGAGGAUUGUACCAAGGUGUAACGUGAUCAAAACUCUCAUGUCCAAAGGACUGCUUGGAGAAACAGGAAAUGAACUCCCUCCAAUUGGGUGUGUUUUAAAGAAUACUGAUAAGGAGUUCUUAAAUAGGUUUGUGAGGAAGUUUGAUGACCAAGAGCUUGUGGCUGAGUUGAUGACUAUAUUCACUGGAGAUUGUGCUUCAUAGAUCAGAAAGGCUAGCUAGUCAUAGGAUCUAAAUGUUAAUUUAUGGUUUCUUGGUGAAUCGUUUGUUGUUGAAGAAGUUUUGAAUCUAUGUGUUAUGUGAAACACACAAAUUUUGUGCUAAACGUUUUAGAAUUAAAAGGCUUCAAGAAUUAGAGAGAUAACAACACUGGCAAUUAUGGCCUUUGUAAACACAAUUUACUUCGCUUUGUUCAUUAUGAUAAGGUACA